GAUAAUGUGGUCGUUAAUUGAGACUAGACUGUUCAAACUUUCAUAGUUGAUAAUAAUUCAAUACGCGUUAAGAAAUAUAAAUAUAUGGGGUCCUUACCACCCGGGAGAAUGGUAUUAAGAAAUACUCCAAAACUCUAGAUCAUCAUUCAAAACAAAGCCUCUUUAACAACUAAUUAACAUAUUCCUCCAACUUCCAGCCAUGUUUUUCUUCUUGUUUUUUCUUCUUCCACAACUAACAUAUUCCAACUCCCUGCCUUGUUCUUCUUCCUGUGGAAGAAUCACAAACAUAACUCAUCCUUUCAGACUAAAACAAGACCCAACCCACUGUGGAAACAGUAAGUACGAGUUGGAUUGUGUGAACAACGUUACUGUAUUGAGUUUGUAUGAUGGUUAUUAUUUUGUAGAAUCAAUCAACUACAACAAUUACACAAUCCGACUCGUUGACCCAAACAUUCAACCCACCAAUUGCUCCUCUCUCCCUCGCUUCUUCUUAUCCCUAAGCAACUUUACUUAUCUUGAUAUUGAUGAUAUUAGAUCAUACUACUACCGGUACUUUCCCAAAGAAAAUAAUUCAUAUAAGUACUUCUUAAAUCGAAAUCCUUACAAGUUUACAGAUGAUCCCAAUCCCGAUUACUAUGAAUAUGCAAUAUCAAGGCCAGUAAUUUACAUGAAGUGUACAAGUCCACCUAGUAAGGUUGUUGAUAAGUACUAUGCCGAUACAACUUCAUGCUUGGAUCAACACAUGACAUACGCUAUUGUUGGGGACCCGCCAUUUGAAAUAGUGGAACCUCAAUGCCGUGUCAAGUUUAUUACCCUCACAUCAUUCUUUUGGAAUACCGGAGCUUCAACUUUACUCCAGCCUUAUAAUAGAAAACAUUUCAUAUAUUGAUAUAUUCCACAAAGCGCUACAAUAUGGAUUUGAAAUUUCAUGGAUCCAAGCUUCAUGUCCUUGUGAUGAAUGCUACUUCAACGAGGUUGGCGAGGUUCAAUGUGUCGUAUUCUACUGUGAGUUCGAUUCCUGCGGAUAUUGGGCAAAUAAGUACCACAAAAUGAGAGAUUAUUUCUAUGGCAUUUACAAAGGACUACGAGAGUUAACCGGCUUUGAAAAUAUAGGUUUAUACGAUUCAAGUAUUCACUCGUACCAAACGGGAAUAUUUACUGGAAAGUAUGUUGUUCCAGGCAUUGUAGCUAGAUUUAUGUUCGGCUUGAUAUGUUUCUUAGUGUUAUUGAUUUAUACGUAUAGAAGAAGACAUUCAUCACUAUAUGAAAAUAUUGAAGAUUUUCUACAAGGUAAUACUCUCAUGCCAAUAAGGUAUUCAUAUAAAGAGAUAAAGCAGAUGACAAAAGGUUUCAAGGUAAAAUUGGGUGAAGGAGGCUAUGGAGAUGUGUAUAGGGGUAAGCUAAGAAGUGGACCAUUUGUAGCUAUAAAGAUGUUGAAGAUAAAAUCAAAAACUAAUGGACAAGAAUUCAUAAGUGAAGUUGCAACAAUAGGAAGAAUAUACCAUUCAAAUGUGGUAAGACUCAUUGGAUUUUGUGUUGAAGGAUUAAAACGUGCUCUUGUCUAUGAGUACAUGCCCAAUGGCUCUCUUGAUAAAUAUAUUUUCAACAAAGAGGAUGUUAUAUCUUUAACUUACAAUCAAAUACAUGAGAUAUCUCUUGGAAUAGCUCGUGGAAUUUCAUAUUUACAUCAAGGUUGUGAUAUGCAAAUUUUGCAUUUUGAUAUUAAGCCUCAUAACAUUCUUCUCGAUGAAAAUUUUAUCCCUAAAGUUUCAGACUUUGGUCUUGCAAAGCUUUACCCUAUUGACAAUAGUAUUGUCACUUUGACGGCUGCAAGAGGAACAAUUGGAUACAUGGCCCCUGAAUUAUUCUACCAAAAUAUUGGAAGAAUAUCUUAUAAAGCUGGUGUGUAUAGCUUUGGAAUGCUUUUGAUUGAAAUGUCUAGUAGGAGAAGAAAUUUGAAUUCACAUGCAGAGCAUUCAAGUCAACUCUACUUCCCCUUUUGGAUUUAUGAACAAUUGGUUAAAAAUAGAGAGAAAGAAAUAGAAGAUUCUAUCAUGGAAGAAUUGAAUGAUGUUUUGAAGAAAAUGUUCAUGGUUGCUCUUUGGUGUAUACAAUUAAAACCUAUUGAUCGUCCUUCAAUGAACAAAGUAGUGGAGAUGCUUGAAGGAGAUAUUUCAAAUAUUGAAAUGCCUCCUGUACUAUAUCCGCAUGAAACAAUUCAAGAGAAUCUUGAUACGGGGUCAAAUGACACUGAUACAGAUAUUGGUUCUACCAGUUAUGUGGAGGAAAUUGAAAGCAAUUCUUUAUUAAAGUAUUCUGCUUGAUAAUUACAAGUAAUUAGUUUUGUUUUGAUGUCUUAUAGCCUAAUAAAUAAAUGUAUUGUUUUUGUUUUUAUUUGUCUAUAAAAUAUGAAAUAAGAAUUUGUGACUUGCAUUACUAAUAUGUAAAAAUCAUACAUAUUUUUCCCAUAUUAAAUCCAAUCAUCAUGUAUAAUAUUUAUACUUGUCAUUUAGAUACAUUUUCUAGUCAGACCUUUUAGAAUUGGGUGCUUUUAAUGAAAACAAAGAGAAGAUAACUAGAAUUGUUUCAUCUUAGAAAUAUUGUUGGUGGUUGUUAAAUGUAACAUGGAAAAUAAAAGUUGAACCUGUAAUGCCCCAUUUUUCUUGCACUACGUGCUAAGGUUGAAGCGUAACUAGGAGUCUAGGACUUGUGUUAUAGUUGUGUAUGACUUGGGCCACUUGGCAGAAUUUUGUAUUAGUUAGAAAGAAAUUCUUACCUUGAAAGUUACGUGUUUCCAUUGAUUUCAUCAAGUAAAUUUAGAGAAAUAAAUGAAUCAUAGGAAUCGAGCAUAUGUCAUCCACACUUUU
Molecule: messenger RNA, 2867 nt
Organism: Vicia villosa (hairy vetch)
Lineage: Eukaryota; Viridiplantae; Streptophyta; Magnoliopsida; Fabales; Fabaceae
Product: rust resistance kinase Lr10-like
Exons: 5
Coding region: 1050-2324 (424 amino acids)
Biological process (GO): protein phosphorylation
Molecular function (GO): ATP binding; protein kinase activity
Source: RefSeq, a predicted model, not a curated record